Messenger RNA from Acinonyx jubatus (cheetah), 2521 nucleotides. RefSeq names its product lanosterol 14-alpha demethylase. Gene Ontology annotation, molecular function: iron ion binding; heme binding; oxidoreductase activity, acting on paired donors, with incorporation or reduction of molecular oxygen. The transcript has 12 exons. Lineage: Eukaryota; Metazoa; Chordata; Mammalia; Carnivora; Felidae. Bases 571 to 1785 code for a protein of 404 amino acids. The record is from RefSeq and is a predicted model, not a curated record.
AGGGGUAUCCACAACCUUUUUUCACUGAAGGAGAUAAAUUUUGAUGAUAACACUUUGCUGAGACCUCCUAUGGAAAUCUGUAAAGGAAAACAACUCUAUACGAUUGCACACUAUCUAGAGAGGGCAGAUCAAAGAGAUGAAGAGGAAGAGACAUCAGAGUUCUCUCCACCAUGUAAGGACACAGCGAGAAGAUGACUGUCUAUAAGCCAGGAAAGAGCUCUUGUUAGGAACUGAAUCAGCUAGCACCUUGAUCUGGGAAUUCCAACCUCCAGAACUAGGAAACCUAUAGAGAUGAUUACAACAUAGCUUUAGAGAUACAAGAAAUGGCAACACUGGGGGAUGACUCAUUAAAGACCAGCAUGGAAGCAGAGACCUCGUAGAGUACUUUUGCAAUGCAGACAAGCAAUGAUGAGGCCUGACCUAAGGUCAGUGGAGUGGUAGACCUAAGGUGAUCCACCAUACAUUUUCUCUCCAAUUCCAUUCCUUGGACAUGCCAUAGCAUUUGGGAAAAGUCCAAUUGAAUUCCUAGAAAAUGCAUAUGAGAAGUAUGGACCUGUAUUUAGCUUUACCAUGGUGGGCAAGACAUUUACUUACCUUCUGGGGAGUGAUGCUGCUGCACUGCUUUUUAAUAGUAAAAAUGAAGACCUGAAUGCAGAAGAUGUCUACAGUCGCCUGACAACACCUGUGUUUGGGAAGGGAGUUGCAUAUGAUGUCCCUAAUCCAGUGUUUUUGGAGCAGAAGAAAAUGUUAAAAAGUGGCCUUAACAUAGCCCACUUUAGACAGCACGUUUCUAUAAUUGAAAAAGAAACAAAGGAAUACUUUCAAAGUUGGGGAGAAAGUGGAGAAAAAAAUUUGUUUGAAGCUCUUUCUGAGCUCAUAAUUUUAACAGCUAGCCAUUGUUUGCAUGGAAAGGAAAUCAGAAGUCAACUCAAUGAGAAAGUGGCACAACUGUAUGCAGAUUUGGAUGGAGGUUUCAGCCAUGCAGCCUGGCUGCUACCAGGUUGGCUCCCUUUGCCGAGUUUCAGACGCAGGGACAGAGCUCAUCGAGAGAUCAAGAAUAUUUUCUAUAAAGCAAUCCAGAAACGCAGACAGUCAGAAGAAAAACUUGAUGACAUUCUCCAAACUUUACUAGAUUCUACUUACAAGGAUGGGCGUCCUCUGACAGAUGAUGAAGUGGCAGGCAUGCUUAUUGGACUGCUCUUGGCAGGGCAGCAUACAUCUUCAACUACGAGUGCCUGGAUGGGCUUCUUUUUGGCCAGAGACAAAACACUUCAAGAAAAAUGCUAUUUAGAACAGAAGACAGUCUGCGGAGAAGAUCUGCCUCCUUUAACUUACGAUCAGCUCAAGGAUCUAAAUGUACUUGAUCGCUGUAUAAAAGAAACAUUAAGACUUCGACCUCCUAUAAUGACUAUGAUGAGAAUGGCCAAAACCCCUCAGACUGUGGCAGGGUAUACCAUUCCUCCAGGACAUCAGGUGUGUGUUUCUCCUACUGUCAAUCAAAGACUUAAAGACUCAUGGGUAGAACGCCUGGACUUUAAUCCUGAUCGCUACUUACAGGACAAUCCAGCAUCAGGAGAGAAGUUUGCCUAUGUGCCAUUUGGAGCUGGGCGUCAUCGUUGUAUUGGGGAGAAUUUUGCUUAUGUUCAAAUCAAGACAAUUUGGUCCACUAUGCUUCGUUUAUAUGAAUUUGAUCUCAUUGAUGGAUAUUUUCCCACUGUGAAUUAUACAACCAUGAUUCACACCCCUGAAAACCCAGUUAUCCGAUACAAACGAAGAUCAAAAUGAAAAAGGCUGCAAGGAACUAAUAUGUGGAACAUCACUGUAAACUGCAAAAAGCAUUUGAAGUGAAUGAAGUUUACGAAACAACUCGUGGUAUAUUCUUUGAGUGUAAUUUUAAAAAGCUUAACUUAUGGUUUUUAUAUUUUCUUAACUGAAUGGUUACAUCAAAUCUAAUGGCAUUUGAGGUAUUUCCUAAUAGUUUUAUGAUGGGUAUAUACUGUAGAUGCUUUAUUUAAGAGAAUCAAGUUCAUUAAUAAGGAAUUAGGGGGAUCUUGGUAAUUGACAGACUCUAAACAUAGUUUCUAGAUAUUAAAUUUAACAACAAAAAUAGCUCUUGGCAAAUAAGUUCAGGGUAUUCAAAUCAUGAUCUAUAAGUAUAAAUGCCUAGGGAGAUUCUUAGAAACCUUAGGUUAUUUAUUUACUCGGUAAUGUUUGUGUGUGUGAGUGAAGAUGAGUGGGUAGGGAAGAAACUCACAUUUAAAGCCUUGGAUAAAAGAGAAUCCCAUCAGUUGUUUUGGUAUGAUGAUACCCAGCAAAGAUGGAGCUAUGCUGUAGUUGAAUGUCCUUUGAAAUUUUAACUGGAAGUAUUGUCUCCAGGAAACUGAGACUUAACAGUGACUUAAUAAUACUAAAGACUGCACAUGUAUCUUGAUCUAAUUAUUUAAAUACUACAGAUAAAUUUGUAUCUGGUUCCACAUAGUCAUGUGUGUGUGAAAGCCCAAAAUAAAGUCCUUAAAGGAUA